AUGACUUCGUACGACCCACGAGUGAAAGUAAAACGAAAUCAAUCGGUGUUUUCAGCUCUUACCGCACUUUUACCAAGCGGGACAUUCUCAUUUGCAAACUUCACAUCUCACGAUAGAUUAAACUACGAUCAUCACGUGAAGCACGUCCGUUGCGAAUGUGAUGGUGCACUAGUACCACCGCGUGGAGACUCACCUUCACCUAGACCUUUCUUUCACCGUGCAAGAGGGGAUUUGUAUAUAAAAGGUCUCUUCUGAGUAGCAAUGGCAUCAGAAACCACAAUUUCACUUGCAUACUCGCUUAUGUUACUGGCUCUAGUAGCCUUGACAGUUUCCAGCGUAUACUCGAGAGAAACAAAGGGAGAUAAACGACCAUUGAGACCGCCACCUAAAGGCAAGCGUGGUAUAUCCGACUAUUCCGGAGGCUACUCAUCCGGAGGAUCAUCCUACAGUUCUCCCCUUCAUUCGAGUCUAAGCUCUGGAUACAGCGGAGGAUCCCUAGGAGGAUCCUUGGGAGGAUCCUUAGGAGGAUAUUCCCUGGGACAUUCAGCGGGUAUUCAAAGUCUCGGAGGUGGUUCCUUGGGACAUGGCUCCUUGGGAGGAUACUCCCUAGGAUCUGGAGGACUCGGUCUCGGCUCUGGAUUUGGCCACAAUUUGGCCAGUCUUCAAGGACUCUCUCUAGGUGGACACUCUCUCGGCCAAUCUUCCUACUCUGGCGCAAGUCUGGGUUCUCUUGGCGGAGGAGCGAGCGUUGGAUUGUUCACUCCAUCGUCGAAGAAUGGACCGGUAACAUUUGGCAGUCAGGGAGGCGGCAGUUCUGGCUCUAGCAGCUAUUCUACUCCAGCGUACGCAACAGGAGUUCACGGUCUGUCGUCUUACUCGGGAGGUGGAGCAUCCAGCAUCAGCCUUCCAGCGAUGUUAGGAUCAGGACACAGUUCCUCGUACGGUUUGCCUGCAGCUUCUUUGGGUUCGUUAGGUAGUUCCUCAGGCCACAGCCUUCCACUCCAAUCCAUCUCCUCCGGUUCGUCCUAUCCUGCGAGCGGAGGUCUGGUAAUCGACACAGGAUCCCUUGGAAAAGGUUCUUCCUCCGGCUACAGCCUCCCUGUUUCUUCCUCUCACAGAGGACCUUCCAUUAGUCUGUCCAGUUCAAGCGGCGGUUCUAGCAGCUACUCUCUCCCAAUCUCCUCAGGAUCUCACGGGAUAUCUAGCCUGUCCUCCAACUCUGGCGGAUCAGCUAGCUACAGCCUACCAGUCUCUUCUGGGUCGUCUGGUGGCCACAUAGGCCUGUCCAGUGGAUCCUCCGACAGUUCUAGCUAUUCUCUUCCUAUUUCCUCCGGCUCCUACUCCUCUGGAUCCUCUAAUUACAUCCCGUCUUCUUCCGACGGGUCAUCCUACGCCUCUGCCGAUAGUUCUAGUUACUCGAGUCCCUCCUCCAGCUAUUCCAGUCCCAUUUCGAGCUAUUCCAGUCCGAGUUCAAGUUACUCUGGAUCCUCCAGCGGAUAUUCCUCAAGCUACCCCGCUCCUUCCACGUCGUACGGCACUCCCGUGGAGUCCCAUGGUUCCUACUCGAAUCUGAGCCCCAGGUACGUUGCGUAUCCCGCUUCGAAAAGUUACGACAGCUCCGGCAACAAAUACGACACGAUCUCUUACUCCAGUCCUAGUGGGAAAUAUUAA
This is a messenger RNA of Habropoda laboriosa, 1671 nucleotides long. RefSeq lists its product as uncharacterized. The record is from RefSeq and is a predicted model, not a curated record. The transcript has 3 exons. NCBI's taxonomy places the organism in Eukaryota, Metazoa, Arthropoda, Insecta, Hymenoptera, Apidae.